Molecule: messenger RNA, 4119 nt
Organism: Perca fluviatilis (European perch)
Lineage: Eukaryota; Metazoa; Chordata; Actinopteri; Perciformes; Percidae
Gene: nkpd1
Product: NTPase, KAP family P-loop domain containing 1
Exons: 6
Coding region: 139-2376 (745 amino acids)
Source: RefSeq, a predicted model, not a curated record
GGUUCACCACACCCUAGCUGCAUGGUCCUCUCUGUUUUUGGAUACGUUAAAAGUAGCGAUUCAAAGAUAAGUUAUAAUGAAGAUCAGGACUGACUUUUGGAACUAAACCAGGUCAAAGGGAUUUUCUGUGAAAGUUAAAUGUCGCACCACGCAGUCAUCAUGUAUAAGCCAAAAAAAGAUGAUAUUUAUGCAUAUGCGCUGUCCAAGACCCUGACAAAAGUUUCAUCACCUGCAACUGUAGGACUCUACUCUUCGUGUCAGAAUCGAAUUAACAUGAUCCUCGGACAAAUGGAAGUGAACAUGAAGCAGGAAGCUUUGAGGAUUGAGAAGGAAUAUAAGGGAAGACACAAGCCUCGCUCAGUUACGCCUUCAUUUAGUGGCUUUCUAGCACUCAUUGGCCGAAUGCUCUUCUACAGGCCCAUUUGGACAGAGGAGAACCAGCAGCACCAUAACAUCAGGUUCAUUCAUGUACAUUUUAGUGCCUGGCAUUUUGCAGGCAGUGACCUGCUUUGGGCCGGGCUAGCCAUACGGCUGUUUCAUGCCAUGCAGAUGAACUUUGGGAAAUUACAGAUUGUACUCUACCGUGUGGCUCAACAUAAUGAAGAAGACGAAGUCAAGAACAAGACAGUGGAGAAUGGUCCCAACCAUUGGAGGUCCAAAAAAGUUUGCUGCUGCCCUCUGUGGUUUCUCGUCCUGUCCAUUCUUGUGGUACCAAUUAUCGUCCUGAUAUUCCUGUUGACUUUUGGCCUUCCCAAACCUGAGGUGAAACCAGACGGGGCGGUGAAUGGAACAAACAGCCAGGUGGAUGUGCUGGAGGGCCUGGCCAUCGCUGCCUUUGGAGUCCCUGCAGCAAGCGCAUUGAGGUUUGUCUUUCUGAUUGGUAAGAACCUAAUCUUCAACCAGGAGAAGAACAUAAAGAAGGGGAUGGACAAUGAGCGGGUCAGCAGCCAUCUGGGCUUCAUGAACGAAGUGAGGAAGGAAAUGUGGUUUCUGUCUCGAUUCAUCCAGUUUAUGGAGGUGUUUGAGAGGAGGAGGAUCCGGGUGGUACUGCAGAUCACCAAUCUGGACCGUUGCUCCCCCCGAAAAAUUGUCGCAGUUCUGGAUGCCAUCAACAUUCUGCUUUCAGAUGAAGAAUGUCCAUAUAUUUCUAUUCUGGCCGUCAACCCAGAUGUUCUUGUGGAGAAAGUGAACUAUGCAGAUGGCUGCUUUAGCAAAGAGGACAGAGCGUACGCACUGUUGCACCGCAUCGUGACUCUGGCCUUCACGGUCCCACCGCUGUGCGAUGAUUCAAAGCGCAGUUUAUUUUACAGCCUCACCAGUAAUUCAAAACACCCUGAGGACAUAAGCACGAGCGGAAAUAAACGUAGAGCUGGGGGCCUCGAAAAGACAUCUUCCUCAGAUUUACAUUCAGAGGAGAUUGCAUUGGAAACGAAAGAGUCAUAUCCACUGAUGGAUAAAAAUACAGCAGACCUGGAUGUAAAUGAGGAGGAAGUAGAAAAGUUGGUCGGGAGCAUCCUGACCAGCAGUGAAAGGAAUCUAAACACGUACAUGUUUGAGGAUGCCAUGUCGAUGAGGAGGGCGAUCAACUCCAUUCAGGUGACUGUGAUAAUCAUGAAGACUUUAAAGAAAGAGCUUCCUCAACCAGAAUACAUCGCAGCAUGGGUGGUCUUGGCCAAUCAGUGGCCUUGCCGCCUCAGCUGGAUCAUCCAGUGUGUGGAAGACGCUCAGCAGAGAGCAGAUAUUGAUCGUGACUAUUCGGCAAACGCUGACGAUUCAAAGACCUUGUGGACGGUGUUCAGCGAGUCCAGGGCAGAGCUGUAUGUGAUGAGUGCACAGAUUGAAGACCUGCUCGAGCAGGACGGAGAUCCUGAGAUGUUUGAAAAAUUCCUCACGGUAGAUUUCCAAUUCACUGUGAAGGACUUGAAGACAUUUGAAGAGGCGACGGUGAAUCUGGAUCAUUCAAUUAGGAAGGAGCUGGCUCACAUCAGAGGGACAUCCAGACUGAAGGAUUCUGGUUGGAUGAGGAACCUAGCUCCUCUGCCAAUCACAACUAUCAUCAAUAUGAAGAAAGAGGAUGUAUGUGAAGAGUUGGAGAGGAUGGAAUACCCCCGUAAGUACAUCGAUACGGUGAAAAGCCAUAACCUCAACGGUGCGGCACUGGUCUUUGGUGAUGCAGAUGAUCUUAAAGACCUGCUAGAUAUGACCUUUGGUGAAUGGGCAACUUUCAGACUCCACUUCCUGGGUUUACCGUCACAUCUCCGACCACAACACAAGAACAUGGCACUGACACAUUCUCAUCCUCAGAACAAGCUGUCUGGAGGUCCCCUCCAUGUUUCCACUCAGUAUUUAUCUAAUCCCAAUCUGAUUAACAGCUAAAUCCAAUCCAUUUCCAGUAAAUGUGAUAUUCCUAAAAUGCUGAUCUGCAUUUGUAACAUUUAUUAAUCUUUACAGUAACAAUACAGAGUUUGGAAGUUUAUUUAAGUGUGAAGUAAUUACUUUAACUUUGUUUAGCUGCAGGAACUCUUGAUUCUGCCAAGAAAAAUAUCUUCUGUAACUAUGUCAAAUACCUAUCACAUACAUGUUCUUUUACUUAAAGGGGCCAAGCCCAACAACGAUAGCUGUAGUUUUACACACAAUAGAUGUCCAACAAAUCAACCGCAGUUGACAUGAUUGCACAUUUGUGUUUUUCAUGGAUCACAUUUUCCUAUAAUGAAAAGGUCUUUUUCACAGUAGAUAUUUUGAAGUGUCACACUAGGAAAAGCACAUUUAUGAUGGCUGAAUGUCAUUUAGCUCAGUGCCGCUGCAAGCCAUUUUGGUACACUAAGCAUAAUUCCUUUAUGAUGCCCCAUUUCCAAAAAAGUUGACUUUGUCAGGCGCAAUCCAACAGACCACGGAGAUAGGGAAGGGCACCCACGGGGAGCUUGGGAAGUUGAGUGUGUGUGUGUUUGAGUGUUUGUGUGUUUGAGUGUGUGUGUGUGUUUGUGUUUGUGUUUGUGUUUGGGGGUGGGGGGGCACCAUCGUUACUUUCUUGAGCAAUUCAAUAUAUCUCUUGUUCUGCCUGUUUUGCGAUAUACAUUCCUAAAAAGUGCCUAAUAUUUCUAUACUGAAAUAAUAUCGGCAUUAUUUUAUUAUUAGGCAUUUUUUGGUGCCCCCUCAGCACUUGGUGCCCUACACAGUUUCAGGGUCCUGGUAUUAUGCAUGUUGGCUCACUGUGACACUUGGAGAAAAAAUAUAAAAAUAAAACGGAGCCAUUGUUAAUGUCACUGAUAAUAACACCUGUGCUUUUCCUGCUACAAGUCAAAAUGUCUGCUGUGAAAAGACCUAUUAUGAGACACACUGUUGUUUUUACAGUGUUAAUGUGUUCAGAAAGAUGAAAAGCUGUGGAACAAUACAGAACAAAUAUUGUUUUAAUGCUGCUUUUAAAAUUAUUUUCAGUAAUAUUAAAAUAUAUCAUUACAGAUUACAUGACCUUAUUGUUGGAAAAUAAUAAUCUUAACCUGUUAAAAGCCUCUAUUUUCAAUCUGUCAGUCUUCCCUUGCCACACUAUCCCACUAAAGUGUGACAUGCACAUUAAGAUAUGGUGUUUGAUCAACCUUUAGUUCACUUAGUGUCAACAGAAGGCUCCAUAUAAAAAUUGCAACUUGAUUGUAGGUUUCUUUUUUAUUUUUUGGAUUUAUUUAAAAAAAAAAAUUUGUACUGUAGCUUUUACUGUGGCUUUAUUCUGGAAUCAGUGAAUGUUUAUAAUGAGGUGUGUGUGGUGUGCCUAUACCAUACAUCAUAAAUGCAUGCCAGUUUGCAAGUUUGGUACCAUAACUCUUUAAGUAAGUCAGAGAAUAUUAACGUUUAGGUUGUGGAAAUUGCUUUGAUGCAGAGAUAGUAGGAUUACAUAUAUUUCAGAACCUGAAUUGCCUUUAACAAUGUAUAUUUGGUAUUUCAUCAAUUAAAAUUCAUUGUUUGGGACUAAUUAUUGAUCCUUAAGAAGAAAAUAAGGACUUAUUAAUACUGUAUAUGUGCUGCAGUAAACUGUAAUUCCCUAUUUCAUGCAAAUCAAAAUGUAAAGUCUGACAAAUGAAAUGCAGUGUGCAAGUGUCCCAUAAUAAAAAUGCCCAUCCAAGCAGA